GAAAAAUCAAAUGUCCAGUGUUACCCCUAACAUAUCUUGCUCUGGACCAGCUCAGUGACGAUACCAGUUGUAGAGAAUAAAUCAAUAGCGCGAAGAAGGAGAAUGACGCAGUGCUCCUUUUCAUCGCUCCCUGCAGAGACAGUGUGUAGCAUUCUCAAGGCUGUUCUAGACGACAUUGUCCAAGAUGACAUGAUGGUAACUCCCGAACCGGAGCAUCAGCUGCUGGCAGGAGGUCUGACGUUCCCUCACACCAUGGCGUCAGUCUGCAAACGCUGGCGAGAUAUCGUAUCUUCUACCCCUGAGCUGUGGACUCGGAUCUUUUGGAUGAUAGACGUACUAUACGACGAGGGCCGUCAUCCCAUCAAGUCACAACUGGAGAAGUCGGGCAGCUAUCCUGUUCAUCUAACCAUAAUCAACUCGUGGAGUCACAGCCACGGAAUCCGUGUUAUUUUACACCACAUUGAACCGUAUCUUCAACGACUCAAGAGCCUUAGAAUGGCUAACUUCUACGAGGCACACCACCGACCAUACUUGGACACGCUGAUAGGAUAUGCGCCCCAGCUCGAGAGUUUACACUUGACAGACGGGAAACAUGUUCAUCAUUGCACCGACUCAAAAUCACGUUUGAAACUUGACUGUCCCGCUCUCAGAAUCUUUCGCAUCGACAGAAUUGUAGCUUGCAACCUCAAUCACCGGUGGUUGAAGAACAAUUUGACUCAUGUUGAGCUCGUGACCAUUUCAUGCGGACCUGAUAGCCAUGACCAGACAUAUGGCCCGCAGGCGGUGAAGCUUUGUCAAGCGUUGGAGGCAAUUCCACGCCAAAUACCUUGUCUUACCCUCGACAACCUGCGACUCUCGCAUUCAUGUUUGCCAUCCAUACACCAAGCCGGCGUCGGCAUCGGGGCAGAGCAAGUGAUUUUGCGCAUAAGCAUCGACGCUUUGGCUGCCAUCGAUGACGGUUGUCAGACAAUCGUUAUCGAACAAUGUAAUUCUGUCCAUGAUCUUCAAAGUAUAUCGUUACCCUCCUCAUCAAAAUCACUGGUGUUGGACGGGUGCAGUAGCAAAGAACCGCGGCGGGUACCCGAUGCCCGUACGUGGGAUGGCGAUACAGUCACCAUCACGAACAGUCACUCAUCCUGCAUAGAGAUCAUCCUACACCUCCUUGGCGCACCUUUCAAUGAUCAUACUUGUUACCUGUGGCGCCAUGUCACCACUCUCAAGCUUGUAGCCAACGGCGAUUCCGUCCUGGACUUGCCGCUGACUUUACUGAAAGCGAUGAUCGGCAGCAGGAAGGAGGCUACGGGGAAGAAUAGUUUGUCAGGGAAGAAUGACGAGGGUAACGUGGAAUUAGAAAGUGUGCGUCCGCUCAUGGUGUUCCAUGUACAUGGGGGACAACAUCUGUCAUGCAUGGAGAGAGCGUGGUUUAAGGAACGGGUGACUGACUUCGUAUGGGACUACAAGAGGGAGGUGAGGAGUGGUUUGUAUGCAGGGAACCUCAUGUAGUAAGGUUAUUGAUGUUCGUGCUGACGAUCACUAGCAAUACUGCGUGUUCAAUAUCUAUGUCUGUUUCCAGGUUCUCCACU
Messenger RNA from Suillus bovinus, 1583 nucleotides. RefSeq lists its product as uncharacterized. The coding region runs from base 103 to 1503 and encodes 466 amino acids. The record is from RefSeq and is a predicted model, not a curated record. Gene Ontology annotation, molecular function: protein binding. The transcript has 2 exons. Lineage: Eukaryota; Fungi; Basidiomycota; Agaricomycetes; Boletales; Suillaceae.